UGUGGGCGGCGGGCACGCGGUCUCCGGCGCGCUCCCGACCGUGAGGCGGCGCGGCCCCGACGGCCGGCGACGACGACGACGACGACGACGACGAGGAGGAGGAGGGUGAGGAGGAGGGUGAGGAGGAAGAUGAGGGGACCGUCGUUGCUGGGGCUGUGGCUGCUGUGGUCCGGGCUGCUGGCGCCGGUAUUCGCCCAGUCGUGCGUGUGGUACGGGGAAUGUGGGAUAGCCUCUGGAGACAAGAGGUAUAAUUGCGAAUAUUCCGGUCCGCCCAUACCGUUGCCAGAAGAUGGAUACGACUUAAUCCAGGAACUCUGUCCAGGUCUUUUCUACGGUAACGUUAGCCUUUGUUGCGAUGUUCAGCAGCUGCACACCCUGAAGGACAAGCUGCAGCUGCCGCUCCAGUUCCUGUCCAGGUGUCCGUCCUGCUUCUACAACCUGAUGAACCUCUUCUGCGAGCUGACGUGCAGCCCCCGCCAGGGCUGGUUCCUGAACGUCACCGCGACGGGAGCCUUUGUGGACCCCGUCAGCAAUGCCACCAAAGAGAACGUCCAAGCCCUGGAGUACUACAUCGGGAAGAGCUUCGCCGACGCCAUGUACAACGCCUGUCGCGACGUGGAGGCUCCGUCCAGCAACGACAAGGCCCUGGGGCUGCUGUGCGGGAGGGACGCCAAGGACUGCAAUGCCACCAACUGGAUCGAAUACAUGUUCAACAAGAACAACGGGCAGGCGCCUUUCACCAUCACUCCCGUCUUCUCCGACGUUCCUGUCCGAGGGAUGGUCCCCAUGAGCAACGCAACCAGAGGCUGCAACGAGUCCGUGGACGAGACCACGGGACCGUGCAGCUGCCAGGAUUGUUCUAUUGUGUGCGGUCCCAAACCCCAGCCCCCACCACCGCCUGUCCCGUGGAGGAUCUUUGGUUUGGAUGCCAUGUAUGUCAUCAUGUGGCUUUCCUACAUGGGGUUUCUGUUUGUGUUCUUUGGAGCGUUCUUCGGAAUCUGGUGCUACAGGAAACGGUAUUUUGUCUCCGAGUACGCACCCAUCGACAGCAAUAUAGCUUUUUCGGUCAACGCCAACAGUGACAAAGGCGAGGCCUCCUGCUAUGAGCGCCUGGGGGAGACGUUCGAGAGUGGGUUGAGGUGGGCGUUUUCCCGGUGGGGGUCUCUGUGCGUCCGCCACCCGCUGCCCGUCGUGGCGGCAUCCCUGGCGUUCAUCGCGGCCUGCUGCUCGGGCCUGGCGUCCGUCCGGAUCACCACGAAUCCGGUGGACCUGUGGUCGGCCCCCGACAGCCAAGCCCGCCGGGAGAAGGAGUACUUCGACACGCGCUUCGGCCCGUUCUUCCGGACGGAGCAGCUGAUCAUCCGGGCCCCCGGCACGCCGCGGCACACGUUCUCCCCGUACCCCUCCGGGGCCGACGUGCCCUUCGGGCCACCGCUCGACAAAGCCAUACUUCACAAGGUGCUGGACUUGCAGACGGCCAUCGAGAACAUCACUGCUUCCUACGGCAAUGAGACGGUGCGCCUCCGAGACAUCUGCUUGGCCCCCCUGGCCCCCUACAACGACAACUGCACCAUUCUGAGCCUGCUGAACUUCUUCCAGAACAGUCACGCCGUCCUCGACCACGAGAUCGAGGAUAGUUUCUUUGUCUACGCAGAUUACCACACCCACUUCCUGUACUGCGUCCGGGCUCCCGCGUCCCUGAACGACACGAGUUUGCUCCACGACUCCUGCCUGGGCACGUUUGGAGGGCCGGUUUUCCCCUGGCUGGUGCUGGGGGGCUACGAUGAACAAAACUACAACAACGCCACCGCCCUGGUCGUCACCUUUCCCGUCAACAACUACCACAACGACACGGAGAAGCUGCGCAGAGCGGAGGCGUGGGAAAAAGAAUUCAUCCGCUUCGUCCGAGACUACAAGGACCCAAACCUCACCAUCUCCUUCUCCGCCGAGCGAAGCAUCGAGGACGAGCUGAACCGCGAAAGCAACAGCGACAUCUUCACGGUCGUCAUCAGCUACGCCGUCAUGUUCCUCUAUAUUUCCCUAGCGCUGGGGCACAUCGGGAGCUUCAGCAGGCUUCUGGUGGAUUCUAAAAUCUCCCUGGGCAUCGCUGGCAUCCUGAUCGUGUUGAGUUCGGUGGCCUGUUCCCUGGGGAUCUUCAGCUACGGGGGAAUCCCCCUCACGCUCAUCGUGAUCGAAGUCAUCCCGUUCCUGGUGCUCGCCGUCGGCGUUGAUAACAUCUUCAUCCUCGUCCAGACGUUUCAGCGAGACCAGCGCCUUCAAGGGGAGACGCUCGAUGCCCAGAUGGGCCGGAUCCUGGGAGAAGUGGCCCCCAGCAUGUUCCUGUCGUCGUUUUCGGAGACCGUGGCCUUCUUCUUAGGGGGGCUGUCGACCAUGCCAGCGGUGCACACCUUCUCCCUCUUUGCCGGGAUGGCCGUCUUCGUCGACUUCCUCCUGCAAAUCACCUUCUUCGUGAGCCUCCUGGGACUGGACGUGAAGCGUCAAGAGAGGAACCGCCUGGACAUCCUGUGCUGCGUCCGAGGCGGAGACGAGGAGGCCGGCGGCCAGGCUUCCCAGGGCUACUUGUUUCAGUUCUUCAAAAACGUCUAUUCUCCGCUCCUGCUGAAGGACUGGAUGCGGCCCCUCGUAGUGUCCGUAUUCGUGGGCAUCUUGUCAUUCAGCAUAGCCGUGCUCAACAAGGUGGAAAUCGGCCUGGACCAGUCCCUCUCGAUGGCGGACGACUCGUACGUGCUGGAUUACUUCAAGGCCCUCGGUCAGUACCUGCACGCGGGCCCCCCGCUCUACUUCGUGCUAGAAGAAGGCCACGACUACACCACUUUGGAAGGCCAGAACAUGGUGUGCGGCGGGAUGGGCUGCAACAACGACUCACUCGUGCAGCAGGUUUUCAACGCAGCAGAGCUGGACAAUUAUACGAGGAUCGGCUUCGCGCCCUCUUCCUGGAUCGACGACUAUUUUGAUUGGGUGAAGCCCCAGUCUUCCUGCUGCAGAGUCCACAACGGCACGGACCUGUUCUGCAACGCUUCAGUCGUCGACCCUUCCUGCAUCCGCUGCCGCCCCCUGACCCCGGAAGGCAAGCAGAGGCCUCAGGGGUCUGACUUCCUGCACUUCCUGCCCAUGUUCCUCUCGGACAACCCCAACCCCAAAUGCGGCAAAGGGGGCCACGCAGCCUACUCCGCCGCGGUCAACCUCGGCAACGGCAGCGCCGGCGUCGGCGCCACCUACUUCAUGACUUUCCACACGGUGCUCAAGACCUCCGCCGACUUCAUCGACGCCCUGCGGAAAGCCCGCACCGUCGCCCACAACAUCACCGAGUCCAUGGGCCUCCGGGAGGGCGGCUACCGGGUCUUCCCCUACAGCGUGUUCUACGUCUUCUACGAGCAGUACCUGACCAUCGUGGGGGACACGAUCUUCAACCUGGGCGUGUCCCUGGGGGCCAUCUUCCUGGUGACGGCGCUGCUCCUGGGCUGCGAGGUGUGGGCGGCCGUGGUCCUGUGCCUCACCAUCGCCAUGAUCCUCGUCAACAUGUUCGGGGUCCUGUGGCUCUGGGGCAUCAGCCUCAACGCCGUGUCGCUGGUCAACCUGGUCAUGAGCUGCGGGAUCUCGGUGGAGUUCUGCAGCCACAUCACCCGGGCGUUCACCCUGAGCACCCGGGGCAGCCGCGUGGAGCGGGCGGAGGAGGCCCUCGCCAACAUGGGCAGCUCGGUUUUUAGCGGGAUCACACUGACCAAGUUCGGCGGGAUUGUGGUGUUGGCAUUUGCCAAGUCCCAGAUUUUCCAGAUCUUCUACUUCCGGAUGUACUUUGCCAUGGUCCUGCUGGGGGCCACCCACGGCCUCAUCUUCCUCCCGGUCCUACUCAGUUACGUAGGGCCGCCAGUAAACAGAGCAAGAUGCCGCGCGGCCCAGGAGCGAUCUAAAGGUACCGAGCGGGAGCGGCUCCUCUACUUCUAGCCCCAGCCGCGGGGGCACGGGCCCACCGCGGGUAACCGCCGGGACCCGACCGGGGCUAACGGCUGCGGCCCGCGGCUUCUC
This is a messenger RNA of Tachyglossus aculeatus (Australian echidna), 4047 nucleotides long. It is a transcript of the gene NPC1, whose product is annotated as NPC intracellular cholesterol transporter 1. Gene Ontology annotation, molecular function: lipid carrier activity. NCBI's taxonomy places the organism in Eukaryota, Metazoa, Chordata, Mammalia, Monotremata, Tachyglossidae. Gene Ontology annotation, cellular component: membrane. The record is from RefSeq and is a predicted model, not a curated record. Bases 130 to 3966 code for a protein of 1278 amino acids. The transcript has 25 exons.